This is a messenger RNA of Nannizzia gypsea CBS 118893, 1269 nucleotides long. RefSeq names its product zinc transporter SLC39A9. The record is from RefSeq and is a predicted model, not a curated record. The coding region runs from base 1 to 1269 and encodes 422 amino acids. Gene Ontology annotation, molecular function: metal ion transmembrane transporter activity. Lineage: Eukaryota; Fungi; Ascomycota; Eurotiomycetes; Onygenales; Arthrodermataceae. Gene Ontology annotation, biological process: transmembrane transport; zinc ion transport. The transcript is spliced from 3 exons. Gene Ontology annotation, cellular component: membrane.
AUGGACGGGCUUUUUACGCUCGUGUGCCUAAGUCUCCUUAUGGGAGCAGCGUCUUUUAUCGUUGGGUCAUUGCCAUUGACCUUUUCUCUGUCCUCGUCGCAGCUUCGGCUUAUAUCUGCGCUGGGAAUGGGAUUGUUAGUAGGCACGUCGUUGAUUGUGAUUAUCCCCGAGGGAGUCGAGACGUUAUACAGCUCUCGUGUGAAACCGAGUCAGCAUGGAAACGAGGUUGGGCAUGGACAUGGACAUCGAAAGAGGGAUGUGCUAGGACAUGGCGUUGAAGUUCGAUGGAACCACGGGGCGGAAGUGGUGUCUGUUCCAUGGUCUAUGGACGGGCAUAGUAUCAAGAGUGAAGCGGACUGGCGGCUGUCUGGUCGAGAGGAGGCUGCUCCUGAAGCCAACCAGCCACAGCCCAAUGCACCUACAGAUGGAGAGAGUAGUGAUGGCAAGGGGGAGAAGGGGAGUAAGCAGCAAGAAGGGAACAAGGAGAAGCCGGCUGGACAUCACGAUGAGGAGCAUGGGCAUGAAGAAGAGAGCGGACCACAUGCUUGGAUCGGGGUUGGUCUGAUCAGCGGCUUUGUGCUAAUGUACCUGGUCGACAAGCUGCCGCAAUAUGCGUCUGCGUCUUCCAAACAGCAGCAGAGGCCAUACCAUAUCUCGCUGGAUAACCUUGGAUCAGGUAUAGGGCGAGGCAUAUCGCCUGCACGAGCCAGCGGUAGCAGCACACGAUCCGGCGGCGGCAGCAGUGAAGGUAUGGCUACGACGGCCGGACUGGUGAUACAUGCGGCGGCAGACGGCAUUGCACUGGGAGCAUCCACGUCCAACAUGAGCCUGAGCCUGAUCAUCUUUGUGGCGAUCAUGGUGCAUAAGGCCCCUGCAUCUUUUGGCCUGACGUCCGUCUUGCUCAAGCAGGGCCAUACAACCAAGAGUGCCAGGGCACAUCUGCUGGUGUUCAGUCUUGCUGCGCCAGUCGGAGCGAUGUUGACCUGGGUUGUUGCGCAUACCAUCCUGGCCGGCCAUGCCAGUGACGAGCAGAGCAACCGGUGGAGGACAGGCAUGCUCCUACUAUUCUCCGCCGGCACAUUCUUGUAUGUUGCCAUGCAUACGAUGCAGGAGAAUCCUCUCGAGCCAGCCCGUCGAGAGUCUCAUGCAAACGGCUACGUCGAUGGGCGGGACCCACCGCAACGGCCAAAGCAGUCGAUGAGAGACCUCGUUGCGUCUGUCGUUGGGAUGGUGAUGCCGCUGUUCCUGCAAAUCGGCCAUGCCCACUGA